AUGUGGACAACUACCUCCGGCUUUACGGGCAGAAAGCUUCGUCUUGCCAUCACUAUCACCGCCGUUACUGGUUUCUCCCUUUUCGGUUACGAUCAGGGUCUCAUGUCCGGUCUGAUCAACGGUAAUGAGUUCACGAAAGAGUUCACUACUCUCGAGAUCCCUAAGGGUGCGAGCGAAUCAUACCAGAACCAGAUCAACGUCUACCGUGGUGCCGUUACUGCUUGUUAUGAGAUUGGAUGUUUAUUCGGUGCUAUUUUUACUCUCUUCUUCGGUGGGAAGACCGGCCGUACUCCCUUGGUAUUUGCUGGUGGUAUCUUCAUGACCGUCGGUGCUUUGAUUUCAACCGUUUCUUACAAUCACGCCUGGGGUCUCGGCCAGUUCGUUGUCGGUCGUGUUGUUUCGGGUGUGGGUAAUGGCAUGGUCACGGCCAACGUCCCUGUCUGGCAAUCCGAGUGCUCCAAAGCCCACAACCGUGGUUUCCUCGUCUGCUUCGAGGGUGCUAUUAUCGCCGUCGGUACUUUCAUCGCCUACUGGGUUGAUUUCGGUAUGUCCUUCGUGAACAGCUCCGCCCAGUGGCGGUUCCCUGUCGCCUUGCAGAUCGUUUUCGCCAUCGUUGUGAGCAUAGGCGCUCUGAUGGUGCCUGAUUCCCCUCGCUGGUUCCUCAUGAGAGGGCGCGAGCAAGAUGCCAUCGAUGUUCUGGCCAAGCUCAACGGUGCUACCACCGACGAUGACCAGGUUUUGGCCGAGUUCAACCUCAUGAAGGCGGACCUGAAGUCCUCUGCCCACUCCAAGGGCAGCUGGAAGACGCUUUUCACCUUUGGCAAGACUCAAGAAUUCCAGCGCAUGAUUCUCGGUUGCUCCGGUCAGUUCUUCCAGCAGUUAACUGGCUGUAACGCUGCCAUCUACUACUCUACGGUGCUUUUCGAGGAUAACCUCGGGCUCGAUCACCAGCUAUCCAUGAUUAUGGGAGGAAUCUUCGCUACCGUCUACGCCCUCGCCACGAUCCCCUCGUUCUUUAUGAUUGAGAAGGUUGGCCGCCGUAAGCUGUACCUGAUUGGUUUUAUGGGCCAGGGUCUCAGUUUUAUCAUUACCAUGGCCUGCUUGAUCAAACCUACGGAUAUGAACGCUAAUGGUGCUGCCGUCGGUAUCUACGUCUAUAUUGUAUUCUUUGCCUUUACCAUCCUACCUCUCCCCUGGAUCUACCCGCCGGAGAUCAACCCCCUCCGUACCCGUACCAUGGCUAACGCCGCCGCGACCUGCGUUAACUGGGUCACUAAUUUCGCCGUCGUCAUGUUUACGCCUGUUUUCUCUAGUAGGAGUGCGUGGGGUCUCUAUCUCUUCUUUGCCCUAUUUAACUUCAUCGCUUUUGUCUUCGGAUGGUUCUUCUACGUUGAGACUGCCGGUCGUGAUCUUGAGGAGAUCGACAUCAUCUUUGCAAAGGCGCACGUCGAGAAGAAGUGGCCUUUUGUCGUCGCCAACGAGCUGCCCAAGCUCAACGUUGAGCAGAUCGCUCAGAUGACCGCCGAGCUCGGCUUGGACAAUCCUUUGGCAACCAGCUCCGGCCCUCAUGAGAAGGCCGAGAUGGCGUCUAGCAGUGAUGAAGGCCAGAGCAGAUAUGCGGCCCAGGAGAAGCAAGCUGCUACUUAA
Messenger RNA from Penicillium manginii, 1647 nucleotides. RefSeq names its product sugar porter family MFS transporter. Lineage: Eukaryota; Fungi; Ascomycota; Eurotiomycetes; Eurotiales; Aspergillaceae. Gene Ontology annotation, biological process: transmembrane transport; carbohydrate transport. The transcript has a single exon. Gene Ontology annotation, cellular component: membrane. Bases 1 to 1647 code for a protein of 548 amino acids. Gene Ontology annotation, molecular function: carbohydrate:proton symporter activity. The record is from RefSeq and is a predicted model, not a curated record.